AUGGCCGGGCCGUACGCACCUCCGCCGGCUGCGCUGAUCGCCGCCUACGGCCACCCCACGCCGUGGCUGCCCCAGGGCGCGCACGCAUACAGCGGGCAGCCGCUGCUCCCGUUUCAGGCGGGGCCCCCAGCGCUGCCGUGGCCGGCCCAGGGCGCACCGGCCGGCACCGGGCUGCCGCUGCUGUCGUUCCAGGCGGGGCACCCCGGCAAGACCAGUCCGGCCGCGGCUCCUCUAUGGCAUCUGCCGCCGCCGGCCGCUGCAGCCCCACUAUGGCAUCUGCAGCCGCCAUCUUCCCCCGCAACCACCGACGCGCCCACCCACCCGCCACAGCCGACGCUGCAACCACCGGCGCCACCGCUGCCCAGCUCGGGGGCGUCCUCGCUGGCCGGACUUCCGAUCCAUCAGGUCCGGUUCCCGCCCUCCCCGUCGCCCCUACCAGCUUGGCCGGCUGGGUCUUCGCCAUCGCCGGUCUACACCACGGCUCCGGAGCAGCCGACCCCGUUUCCGCAGUUCGGCGGGCCAUCCGGCUCCGCGGGUCCCUACCCGGAGUACUCCGAUCAGGCGCCACCCGCCUCGCUGCUACGCACCUCCGAGUCAGCUCGACAUGGUGCUCCGACCCAGGCACCGCCGUGGUUCGCCAAGAUCGACUUCGCCACAUAUGACGGCACGGAGGACCCCCUCAACUGGCUCAACCAGUGCGACCAGUUCUUUCGCGGGCAGCGCACCCUCGCAUCGGAGCGUACCUGGCUCGCUUCUUACCACCUCCGCGGCGCGGCACAGACGUGGUAUUACGCUCUCGAGCAGGACGAGGGCGCCAUGCCCCCUUGGGAGCGCUUCCGCGAGCUCUGCCUCCUUAGCUUUGGACCUCCGGUUCGCGGGAGCCGCCUGGCGGAGCUCGGCCGCCUUCCCUUCACCUCUACGGUGCAGGACUUCACCGACCGCUUCCAGGCCCUGGCAUGCCAUGCGUCGAGCGUGACGGCGCGGCAGUGA
Messenger RNA from Aegilops tauschii subsp. strangulata, 990 nucleotides. Lineage: Eukaryota; Viridiplantae; Streptophyta; Magnoliopsida; Poales; Poaceae. The record is from RefSeq and is a predicted model, not a curated record.